CCAAUGUCUAUUCAUUACAAUGGAAGACUGUGGAACAGGUCUUUGUGAAAUAUAUAAACAGCUGCGUACAUGUCUUCCUAACCAUUGAUCUAAAUCAUAGCAAGCAAGCGAGAAAAAACAUAAAUCUCUCUCUCUCUCUCUUGCAAGGGAAGGUUGGAAAAAAAAAAGAAAGAAAGAAAAGGCAAAAAGAAACACUCGUAUGUUUCCUAAAUGUUGAUUUUAAUUACGUUAUAAAUGGCCAUGUACCCUCGUCACUAGAUUUGCUUCAAAGGGGAAAUCUGAUGCUGUUUCAAGACGAGUGUUGGUGUAAAGUGAACUUUCUGCUGUCACCAUGGAAAAUGGCUGACAAUUGUUAUCAAAUACCAGUCUAAAUAAAAUAUUGGCCAAUAUGGAAACUAGUGUUGAUAAUAUAUCCAGUUGCAAUGCUUCAGCAAACCAAUUAAAUGAUCAAAUGGCUGAGGCUGAUUAUUUAGAUACUUUAAUUGCAGCUGUUACCAGCCACAAAGAAGAUACUCAAGAAAAUGAUAAUUUAACUGACAUUCAGAAUGAAGUGAAUUUUGAUAGUGAAAAAACUGAAGAUAAAAAUAUUGAAGAAAAUCUGAUUGGUAACGAUAAGAUGGAUCCAUCUUCACCCCAAGCUCAUUCAGAACAGUCUGAAGAAAGAAAUGAUGACGACGAAGAGGAGGAAGUAAAGAAAGAAGAACCGAAUACUGAUGGCAAUAAAAAGAAAAAGAAACAUAAAAGAAAAAGAGCGAAGAAAGUUGAAAAUGAUGAUGAUGAAUCUGACAGUGAUAUAGUGGAAUCGAAACAAUCAAAAAUUGAAAUGGAAGAUAUUAAAGACAUAAAGGAGGAAUCUGAUGUGUCCUUUACUCCAAAAGAUGAAAAUGAAAUCAAAAACGAAUCUCCAUCUUCAAGUGAAGAUAAUGCUGGUAGUGAAAGCUCAAAUUCUUCGGAUUCUGAUAGCAGUAGUUCAAAUUCAUCUUCAAAUGAAGACGGUGACUCCUCAUCAUCUUCUGGAGAUGAUGACGAUGAGGAUGGAGAAAAUGAUGACGAUGAUGAUGCUGAUGCUGAUGAGGAUGAUGAGGAUGAUGAUGAUGAUGGGAAAGAUAAUGAGGAAGAGGAAACACAAAAAGAUACGGAAAAGGUAAAAAGCAAAGAGAAGAGCUCUCGUAGUAAAGGACGCAAGAAGAAGAAAAGUGAUAGCAAUGACGAAGAGAAGCCAAAAGCUUCAUCUCGAAAGCGUAAACUAACACUCAAACGUCAACGGAAGAAAGAGAAAGAAAAAACCAAAAGACGAAAUAUUAGAUCAAUUUUACGUGAUGACCAACUUGAAGCAGAAACCCUUGCUGCUCAAAAUGAAGAAAUGGAACGGCAACGGCGCUUGCAAGAAUUGAAGAAACAAAUGCAGCAAAAAGUAAUAAAGCCAGAAGAGAAAGAUUCUCAACUGAAAUCUCUACUACAAGGCGAUUGCUCAUCUGCUGCUUUCUAUUUGGGAACUGAUCAACUUGGUACUGAAGAAACUAACAAACAAUUUAGCAAAGAUGAUGUUAUCCUUCUUGACAGUGGAGAUGAGAACAAGAAGAAAGUGUUGACUGACAUCAUUGAACUUAGUGAUGAUGAUGAUGUUGUCAUGAUAAAAAGUGAUGAAGAGCCUGAGGAGGCAGAGGAAGAAGAAGAGGAAGAAGAUAUGGAUAAUGUUGGUACACAUAUUAACGAUGAAUUGAAUCAACCAGAUGAAACCGGCAAUGUUUUAAUUAAUAUUGGUCAUCCUGAAGGUGACCCUGAUGUUUUCCUCCCUCCACAUAUUGCAGAUGUUAUUAAACCACAUCAGAUUGGUGGUAUCAGAUUUUUGUAUGAUAAUGUGAUAGAAUCCCAAAGCCGAUUUAAAUCCAGCAGUGGCUUUGGCUGUAUCUUAGCUCAUAGCAUGGGCUUAGGAAAGACCAUUCAACUCAUUGGCUUCAUUGAUAUAUUUUUGCGUUUUACUGAGGCUCAAUCUGUGCUUUGCAUUGUCCCAAUUAAUACCAUACAGAAUUGGUUAGCUGAAUUUAAUAUGUGGUUACCUGAAAAAUCACCCGAGGACUCUGAAGAUAAAGCUAAUCUUGAUGUCACAACUAGAAACUUCAAGCUAUUUGUUAUCAAUGAUAAUCAUAAAACAACUUUAGCUAGAGCAAAAAUACUAGAUGAAUGGAGUCGUAUAGGGGGAGUACUUUUGAUGGGAUAUGAAAUGUACAGAUUAUUGGUAACAAAAAAGUGCACUUUUGGUCCUCCUCCUUCUCGAAGGAAAAAGAAGAAUAAUGAACCAAUUAUUAUAGAUAUUGAGGAAGAAGAUAUGAAUAAAAAAUUACAUUUAGGCAUUCAAAAAGCACUUGUGAAUCCUGGACCAGAUUUGAUUGUUUGUGAUGAAGGCCAUCGCAUAAAGAACAGUUUAUCUGGAGUGGCUCAAUCAUUGAAGAACAUUAAAACAAAGAGAAGAAUUGUACUAACUGGUUACCCGCUACAGAAUAAUUUAUUGGAGUAUUGGUGCAUGGUUGACUUUGUGAGACCUAACUAUUUAGGUACAAAAGCAGAAUUUUGUAACAUGUUUGAACGACCCAUCAUGAAUGGUCAAUGUGUUGACAGUACACGUGAGGAUGUCACUUUAAUGAGGUACAGAGCCCAUGUUCUUCACAGUUUGUUGCAAGGAUUUAUUCAGAGGAGAGGCCAUUCAGUCCUUCAGUUUAGUUUGCCCCCGAAACAAGAACAUGUCUUUACUAUCCGAAUGUCAAAUAUCCAAAGACAACUUUACAAGAAAUUUAUGGACUGCAUUUCAGAUUGUGAAAUGGGAAUGUGGGCAAGCUACAAUCCCUUGAAAGCUUUCUCUACAUGUUGUAAGAUUUGGAACCAUCCAGAUGUUAUGUGGAAAAUUAUACAACAUCAGAAAACUCUUCUUGAAGACAAUGACUUGGAUUUUGAACCUGAUGGAAAAGUUAAUGGUGUUCAGUCAGGUGGUAAAAAGAAAAACAAAACUAUUGGCAACUCUACUCGUAUGAAUGCAAAUACAAAGAAAAAAAUACUUCCUGAACCUAUUAAUAUGAAAAAUAAUGCUCAUAAGUGUUGCAGCAACAACAGAUCAAAUACAAGUGACAAUUUGAACCUUGGUUUUCAACCAAAAGGAAUGGGAAUGAAUAGUUGUAGUGGAUCAAGGGACAACAGUUGUUGUAAUUAUAAUUUAGGCCAGGAUCUAGGGCUUUGCUGUAAUUCUGGAAUGCAAUCAUGUAACAGUCCUGGGAUGAAUAAUACACCUAGUGGUAAUAAUACUUGUAAUGAUAACAGCCUUGAACAGAACAUGAAUUUUAUGAGUUCUAAGAUGAGCAAUAUGAAGGACAAUAAUAACCAGUUGAGUGCUUCCUACUUAAGUUCAACUUGCCAUAAGGAUUCUAACAGUGGUAUAAGUACCAUUAACCAAGGUUGUCAUAUAAAUAAUGAACCUAGAGGAGAUAUGGUAAGAAACCUGGAGCCAGGAGAAUGCAUGACUAGAAACGAGUCCAGUCAGAAUAAUUGCAUUAAUAAUGACCACAUGAUUCCUGGUAGUCAUAUUGGUAUGAAUGCAAGUUGUGAUCAAACUAAUACAAGGCAUCUAAUGGACAGUGGAAGUAUGAACAGUGAAAAUCAUAUUGGGUCUUUAGGUUAUUUGAAUACACAUUCAAAUAGUGAUGCUCAUGGUUGUUUGAAUGCAAGUAGACAUAAUGAUGUUAACAAUGUUAUGAAUGCUAAUGACCAAAUGAAUUUAAACUAUGGUUUGAAUUCUGGAAGCCAUAUGAGUGGCAAUAGUAUGAACAUGGUUAGUAGAGAUGUAAUAAAUUCCAAUUGUGCCAUUGGUGAUUCUAGCAAUUUAAAUUCUUGCCCUCCUAGUGGUUUGAAUUUUGGCAAUCAGUCUCAUUGUUAUGAUGCCACAAAUAGCAAUCAUAACAUGGGCCUUUCCAGCUUGAAGUCUUGUGCAGCAAAUACAAAUAAUCACUUGGGUGGUGGUAGUAGUAUGAACUACAUGAGCCAUUUGGGACCUGAUAUCACUGCUGGUUGUUCCUUGACAAAUGAUACCAUGAAAAAUAUAAACAUUGAUAGCUGUGAACAAAUAACAGACAUAAAAAGUAAUGUCACCUGCCAAAUGAAUAACAUGAAUAUAAAUCCUUGUCAAAUGAACAGUGAUAACCAGAGUCAUUUGAACAGUAACAACACCCUUGGUAUGGGUAACAUGCUGCUGAGCAAUACGAAUCAGAACAAUCAGGAAUCAAAAGACGACUACAGCAGAGAUAUCGGUAGUCACAUAACUCCCAACACUGGUUUGAAUAGUUGUAGUAACAACACCCAGUUAAACACAACUGCUAAAGAUUGUAAAAAUGUAAAUAUGUGCAACAAAGUUUCCCAGAACAUGAAUAUGCAGAGCACAAAUAUGUUUGGUGGCAGCAACUCAACUGCUGGUGCUCAUGUGUGCAACCAAAGUGGAACACAAGGAAAUAUACCUACUACAACUUCAACAACAGAGAAGAAGUUAGACAGCAAUGUCCUUUCUUUAGACUGGGUAGCGGAAAUAAUGAAAGACUACACACCAGAAUUACUGGAAAAUGGUGGUAAAAUGGUAUUGCUCUUCAGCCUUAUUGAAGAAUCUUUGAAAGUUAGUGAUAAGAUGUUGGUUUUCAGUCAAAGCCUCACCACUUUGAAUGUUAUUGAAGAUUUCCUCAACAGACGUCAAGUCCCACGACCAGAAAUGAAUGAGAACUGGUGUAAAAAUAAAAGCUAUUUCCGACUGGACGGCAGUACUUCUGCUGCAGAACGAGAGAAAUUGAUCAACCAGUUUAAUUCUCCUGAUAAUAAUAGAGUUUGGCUAUUUUUAUUAUCAACAAGAGCUGGAUGUCUCGGUAUCAAUCUUAUUGGAGCUAAUCGUGUUGUUAUUUUUGAUGCAUCCUGGAAUCCAUGCCAUGAUUGUCAAGCUGUUUGUCGUGUUUAUCGAUAUGGACAACAGAAGCAUUCCUACAUAUACAGGCUAAUAACUGACAAUACUUUGGAGAAAAAAAUAUAUGAUAGGCAAAUAAACAAGCAAGGCAUGUCAGAUCGAGUUGUUGAUGAGCUAAAUCCAGAAAAUCAGUUCACAAGACAGCAAGUUGACAGUCUCUUACAUUAUGUUGACCAAGACUUACCUGAAGUUAAGUUGGAUAACUUUGAUAGUGAAGGUGAUUCUGUUCUGCAAACUGUCCUUGAAAAAGAUGGGAAAUGGCUAACAAAGGAACCAUUUACUCAUGAAUCUUUGCUGUUAGACCAAAAAAGUCUACGAUUAACCAAGAAAGAAAAGCAACUUGCCAAACAGGGUUAUGUUAUGGAGAAGAAAAUGAAUUUGAAUUACAGUCGACAAUCUUAUACCAUGUAUUAUCCUAAGCCAGGGCAGUCGACACAAUAUUAUCAAGGUCCUGGGCCAUGGCCAAAUAAUAUGCAAGCAGGUGAACGACCAGUUGCAAGUGUCAAACCGAUUAUAUCAACUCCUGUACCAAUGUCACUUCCUCAAGUCAAUUUCCCACUCAAUCAGAUGUUGCGUUCUACAGUAUCAGGACAACAAGUGAAAGUAGUCAGACCAGGUGUAUCAGUACAUCAAAUUGUCACUACAACAGAUAUUAUGCUUCCUGGAUCUAAUAAUAAUUCAUCAUAUCCAGAUGUUAUCCCAGCUGGACAGCAAAUCCAUGUAAUUAAAACACCAAGAGGGGUAUACAUUCGAACAAAUAAGGGCAAGAUCUUUGCUGUUCGCUCCAAACCACCAGCCACUUCAACCACAACCAGCCAAACACCUCCAACAAGUUUAUCUGAUCUUCUCUUACCACCAGCUUUACCUGCAACAUCCACCUCUACAAGUUCUGGUAACCUCAGUAAUAUUGGUGUCAGUUCAAGCAAUUUAGGAUCAAAUAACAAUGCUCCUGGAAAGAAUUCUCUUAGUUUUCUUGAAAGCAGACCUAAUAAUCAAAUAAUAAAUAGCAACAAUACUGAAGCGUCAAAUUCUUCAAAUUACCCAGAUUAUUUAAAUUAUCUACGAUCUUUAAAACCACAGUUUCAAUCUGGAUACUUUCCUAAAGCUCUGAGCAGUAGGAAUUCCAACGUAGGGAAUAGUAAUUUUAAUAGUAUGCUACCUCAGCAUAUGAUUCAGUCACCAUCAAGUCAACAGCUAUCUCAUUUUCCAGUUGACUCUCAAGCUUCUGAUCGCAACAAAUCUUUCCCAUCAUCCACACACCAAUUGGGUUCUCAUUCAUUGUCUCUUCCAGCUACAUCACUCCAAAAACAAAUGUCUCUGCAAAAGGAUAAUGAUAUUUGCAUUAUUAGUGAUGACGAAGGCAAAAUGGACAAUGAAUCCGAGGGAAUCAUUAACGCUCCCACCACCUUGAAUUUAAGCAGUAGCUCCACUGACAACUGCAGUAAUACUGAUAUUACAAAUAAAUCUUCAUCUUCAUUCAUCCAUUCACCUGCUUUAGAUUUACCUGCCAUGAUUGAUAAUAUACCAUUGCAGACUACCACUAAUACAUCAAACAUUAAUCUUUCAUCUCAGUCACCGUAUAACUCUGAUUCAUAUGUUAGGUCAUCUCCCAAACUGGCACAAGUUGUAGAAAUGGGAAACAGUGCUAGCAAUAACAGUUGUACUGUUGACUCCCAGCAAAUUGGCUCAAAUGACUUUUCAACCCAUUCACUUCUGCCAACAUUUUCAUCAAUUCCACAAUCUGAAAAUCACCACCAACAUCAAGGGCAUCGACAGCCUCAGAUUUCACCUAUUCCUGUUUCUAAUUCUGGGCUCUCUUCUGCCUCUAACCUGAAUAUGUCUUCUUCCAACUUCAGUCCUUCUCUACCUAACCUUCAACAACAGAGCCUAUACAACAUACCUAAUUACAGUUUUGGCAACAUGCUAUCUCCGCACAUGUUGACAAAUAAAAAGUCAGGACAAUCUCCAAUUGAAAAUUCUGGCUAUAAUCCACUUCCCACUUUCUCUCCUUCAAUUAUGAAUCAAGCACCAAUCAAUAAUAAUAAUAAUAGUAAUAACAAUAAUAAUAACCCUGAUAACCUGAAUCCAAGGACCAACACUUCUGAGCCCAGUCUCUCACACUCACAAACUCUUUCAUCUUUACUUUAAUCUUGAAAGUCUUAAACAAUUCUGUGUUUUUUCAAGCAGCUUUCACAAAUGAUAGUGUUUUCCGUUUUUAUUUACAUUCUUUUCUGCUACCCAAAUCCUUAUUUUCUUAACUUUUAUGUCAUAAUAUAACAAGAAGGAGAAAGAGGAUAUAAAUUUCAAUUUGUAAUUGUCAGAAAUGAAUUUUGCUAUGUCAAGAUUAGAAAAGACUUGUACUGACAAUUUCUUUCCAUGUUUUCAUAAUUUUCUAGAUGCACCUAUCAUAUGUUUCACUAACUUUGAAAUAUUUAUUGAAACAUGUCAUAUAUAAUCCAUUUUUAUUCUGUUAUCUCAGUUUUAUUUCAAUUUGUUAAUUGUUUUGAUCAUUAAAGCAACAGGUUAGUUUUUAUAAUGUGCACAAUUUCUGCUAUGUCUUCUAGGUUCAGAGAAAUGCCAAUAUACUAUGCAAGAUAGAAUAAGCAUAUUAUUUUAGGUUUAGAAAAUAAAGUGUCAAGUUAAGAAAAAUGUUUUAAUUUGGUUUUGUAAUUUGAAAAGGCCUCAACUGUCACCCUAAUGAUUGGAAAAGUUUCAUAUUUUGGUAGGUUUUUUCCAUAGGUCUUGUUCACUUGUUUUGAAUAAAAAUUAAUAUUUGAAUAUGUAGCCAAAACUAAUGUCUUUGUAGAUACA
Messenger RNA from Octopus sinensis (East Asian common octopus), 7801 nucleotides. RefSeq names its product helicase ARIP4. Lineage: Eukaryota; Metazoa; Mollusca; Cephalopoda; Octopoda; Octopodidae. Bases 389 to 7138 code for a protein of 2249 amino acids. Gene Ontology annotation, cellular component: nucleus. The record is from RefSeq and is a predicted model, not a curated record. The transcript has 21 exons. Gene Ontology annotation, molecular function: ATP-dependent chromatin remodeler activity; ATP hydrolysis activity; ATP binding.